CCCAUCUCUACUAUAACUGAAAAUUCCUAAAUCUGGACAUUUUAAAUGGUCUGAUAAGAGCUUUGAAUAAUUUGACUUUUUGAAGGCCUCUAUUUUUUUCUGAGAAUUUGGAACAGGAUUUGGAUUCUACUUGUGUACCACCUGAAGUUAUAAUGCCGUCCUUGCCUAAUGAAGGAGAUAAUCAAGGAACCUCUCGCCUGACUUUGAGUUCAGAACUGCCUUAUCAAAGCACAAUUAAAAGAAAAGUCAGAAAGAAGAAAAAGAAUGGAGUCAUCACUGCAAAUAUUGCUGGCACAAAAUAUGAAAUUGUUCGCUUAGUAAUAGAUGAGAUGGGCUUUGUGAAGAUGCGAGAUGAAGACGAAACAGCUAAUCUUAUAUGGAGUGAUUCUGCUGUGCAGCAGGAGAAGAUUGCUGAGCUCAGAAACUAUCAGAGAAUCAACCACUUUCCAGGAAUGGGAGAGAUCUGUAGGAAGGAUUUCUUAGCAAGAAACAUGACCAAAAUGAUCAAGUGUCAGCCUCAGGAAUACAGUUUUAUUCCUCGAACAUGGAUCUUUCCUGCAGAAUAUACACAGUUUCAAAACUAUGUAAAGGAGCUGAAGAAGAAACGCAGACAGAAAACUUUCAUAAUCAAACCAGCUAAUGGUGCAAUGGGGCAUGGAAUCUCUCUGAUAAGAAAUGGGGAAAAAAUACAAGCUCAGGACCACUUGAUUGUCCAGGAAUACCUUGACAAACCCUUUCUUAUGGAAGGUUACAAGUUUGAUUUACGAGUGUACAUUCUGGUAACCUCCUGCGAUCCAUUAAAAAUAUUUUUAUAUCAUGAUGGACUUGUGAGAAUGGGCACAGAGAAAUACCAUCCACCCAGUGACUCAAAUUUGAGCCAACUGUAUAUGCAUCUGACCAACUACUCUGUGAAUAAACAUAAUGAGCACUUUGAACGAGAUGAAACAGAAGAUAAAGGCAGCAAACGGUCCAUAAAAUGGUUUACUGAGUUUUUAGAAACAAAUCAUCUUGAUGUUUCCAAAUUCUGGAGUGAUAUUUCAGAACUAGUGGUGAAGACUCUCAUAGUAGCUGAACCACAUGUACUUCAUGCUUACCGCAUGUGCAGACCAGGGCAAGCUCCAGGAAGUGACAGUGUCUGCUUUGAAGUCCUGGGAUUUGAUAUUUUGCUGGACAGAAAAUUAAAACCAUGGCUCCUGGAGAUUAAUCGAGCCCCAAGCUUUGGAACAGAUCAAAAAAUAGACUAUGAUGUGAAAAAAGGAGUCCUGCUAAAUGCAUUAAAGCUUCUCAACAUACGGCCAAGUGAUAAAAGAAGAAACUUAGCUCAACAGAAAGCUGAGGCUCAAAAGAGACUUUAUGGUCAAGGCUCAAUGAAAAGACUAUCACCAGGUUCCUCUGAUUGGGAAAAACAGCGGCACACACUGGAAAGGAGAAAAGAAGAGUUGAAAGAGAGACUUGCACAAGUACGUAAACAGAUUUCCAAAGAAGAACAUGAAAAUAGACACAUGGGGAACUACAGGCGAAUUUACCCUCCUGACGAUAAGCUGUUACUUGAAAAAUAUGAGAGUUUGUUAGCCAUUGCUUUCCAGACAUUCUUAGCUGGGCGAGCAGCUUCACUUCAGCGAGAGAUGAAUAACCCUUUAAAAAGAAUGAAGGAAGAAGACAUUUUGGAUCUUCUGGAGCAAUGUGAACUGGAUGAUGAAAAACUCAUGGGAAAAUCCAGCAGGCAACGAGGACCCAAGCCCCUAUGUUCUAUGCCAGAAAGUGCACAGACCAUAAAAAAACACAAGAAUUAUAGCAGUGAAAGUAGCUGUGACAGCAGUAGCAACAUGUCGGAAUGGGAAGAAGAAACUGAAAAGGAAUAUCACAAUGAGAAAAAAGAAAAGAAAGUGACCUAUGAUCUUGAAGAAAAUAAAUAUAAAUCCUUAGAACGAUCUGGUAGGAUACACUGGAAGCCUUCCAAUAAAAAUAUGAAAAGUCUAUCAUAUUCAGCCUCCGCAUCCUCCAGAGGUCCUAUGAGGCGCUCAGUCAGCUGUCCCCGUUCAAUCUCAAUCGUAACUAUGCAUUCACAAGCUGAGCAACGUCCCUAUUCAGCCAAACCAGCAAUACACAUGCAGCGUCCAUCUUCUGGGAACAGGUCCCAUUCUUUAAAUCGGAAUGGGAGCUCCUCUUCAGUCCAAAUGGUUCAUCCAGCUAGCCUGGCCACUAUGCAGUCUUCAGGGAGCGAGUCUUUACUACAAGAGAAAACAAAAGAGCAAGAAGAGGCACUGACAAGAGAGACUCUGUUAAUUUUCAAUGACAUGAGACUAAAGUUCCUUGGAAAAACAGAAGAAGAGGCAGAAUUAAUCAUAGAAAAUAUCAUGGAUAACUGGAAGUACCAUAAAACAAAAGUGGCAUCUUAUUGGUUGGUAAAACUGGACGCAGUAAAGCGGCGAAAGGUUUUGGACAUAGUCAGGACAAGCGUUCGCACUGUUCUACAACGUGUCUGGAGGGUUUCGGACAUUGAAAGUUUACAUUUAUACUGUAUUUUUAACCGUGUGUUCAGUCGUUUGCUCUGGAGCCAUGGCCAAGGCCUAUGGAACUGUUUCUGUAAUUCAGGGAGCUCUUGGGAAACCAUAUUCAGUAGAAGCACGGAGGUGGUGACUCCUGAGCAACUCCAGUGUUGUCAGCGAAUAGUGCAGCUUUGUAAACACUGCCUGCUAGUGGUAUACAAGUAUUCAACAGAUUCAAGAGGAUCUAUGACUGGAUUUAGCCCCAAUUGGGAUGAUACCAGGUAUUUACUGCCAGGACCUUCACAGUUCAUCAUGAAAGUGCCAUCCUCCAACUUUAGCUGCAGUUCAUCUGGAAUGCCUCGCUCUAACAUUCUGUUUACACCCAGAUAUAACCACUUGUGAAAUGAAGAAAAAGUUGCCAUGCUUUUACUGGCAUUCCAUUCUUUUUGCCCAUAUAAAUUUGUGAUGGUGCUAAACAUAAGCACUCAUAUAUUUACUAUAGUAUAUAAGACAACAGUUAGCUGAAAACCUACUGUUAAAGCUUAACCUUUCUGGAAAUGUAAUAAACCUUAUUAAGUUGUUUACACAAAUAUGUGAAUGUCUAGAUCUUGCUAGGUUUAUAAGUAACUCCUUCCUACUAGAAAUGUUAUUUUUGCUGCAGAAUAUAUAAAAUGAAAUUGAUCUUGGAGAUCCUAUUACAGCAUUAGAUUAUUUUAUAGGUAUAGUAUCUUUGGACUUGAAAUAUUAUUUAUUGUAAAGACUACUGUUUAUUCUCUCAUAGACACAUUGAUCCUUUAUCAAGAUAGACUAUAAAAAGCCUGCUGUAGAACAGUAAAACAGAUGAAGCCAGUAAAUAUAAAUAGUCUGAUAAUUUCUGGAGUACGUUUUAAAAAACUGUAAAAAAGUGGUUCAAGUAUGCAAAUAUCUUUUUAUUUCCCUAUAAAAUUCACUAUUUCAGCAAUGAUGAUGCUUUGCAGGAAGGACAUGGUAAAGUAUCUUUUAGCUUAAGUGAAGACAAUCCAGCGUGCACACAUUUAAAAAUAUCAAUUGUGGCAUAUAGCAUCUAGUUGGAUCCUUAUAAUAAAUCAGAGAGCAAUGGUGGUUAUCAGAUACUCCCUCAUGCUA
Messenger RNA from Gavialis gangeticus (Gharial), 3614 nucleotides. RefSeq names its product tubulin tyrosine ligase like 7 (gene TTLL7). Gene Ontology annotation, molecular function: tubulin-glutamic acid ligase activity; tubulin binding. The coding region runs from base 153 to 2891 and encodes 912 amino acids. The record is from RefSeq and is a predicted model, not a curated record. Lineage: Eukaryota; Metazoa; Chordata; Crocodylia; Gavialidae. Gene Ontology annotation, cellular component: cilium. The transcript has 20 exons. Gene Ontology annotation, biological process: microtubule cytoskeleton organization; protein polyglutamylation.